AGAGCCACAAGGGGAAGGCUGCGUUUCCAGAACCUGAGGUGAACCAAGAGAAGGGGAAGGAGAUGGAAGAGGAGGACCCAGAAGGACCUGGAAAUGACCAGAGAUCAAGCAACGGUCCCCAUCUCAUCCAAACAGGGAGUGGUGUUGAAUUCUGGGAAAGGGCUGGGCCAGAGAUCUUGGCUAAGGACACCAUGACCUCAGAUGUACAUUGCCAACACUUCAGGCAGUUCUGCUACCAGGAGGCUGAUGGGCCCCGAGAAGUUUGCAGCCAGCUCCAUGGACUUUGCAGCCAGUGGCUGAAGCCGGAGAGGCACACCAAGAAGCAGAUCCUGGACCUGGUGAUCCUGGAGCAGUUCCGGACUCUCCUUCCCCAGGAAAUGCAGUGCUGGGUCAGAGGAUGUGGGCCGGAGACCAGUUCCCAGGCGGUGGCCCUGGCCGAAGGUUUCCUCCUGAGUCAGGCAGAGGAGAAGAGGCAGGUAGAGCAGGUGAGAGGGAUUCCUCCUCUAAGUUCAAGCUUAUCCUAA
Messenger RNA from Heteronotia binoei (common prickly gecko), 524 nucleotides. RefSeq names its product zinc finger and SCAN domain-containing protein 16-like. Bases 63 to 524 code for a protein of 153 amino acids. The transcript has a single exon. The record is from RefSeq and is a predicted model, not a curated record. Lineage: Eukaryota; Metazoa; Chordata; Lepidosauria; Squamata; Gekkonidae.